Messenger RNA from Drosophila biarmipes, 5187 nucleotides. Its product is annotated as CREB-binding protein. Lineage: Eukaryota; Metazoa; Arthropoda; Insecta; Diptera; Drosophilidae. The transcript is spliced from 6 exons. The coding region runs from base 288 to 4898 and encodes 1536 amino acids. The record is from RefSeq and is a predicted model, not a curated record.
CCGGCACCAACAUCAAAAAUAAAAAGUGAACAAAAAGUAGUGUGAAAAAAAAAAAUUAUUUUCUGUAAUUUUUCAAGUAAAAAACGUACUUUUGGAAGCCGGAAAGCAGCAGCAGCACGGACAGGACCUCGUCAGGAGGGGAGUAAAGGGGCGUUCCGCCCAGGAAAGCCCCCCGCGCUAGUUCAUGCAAAGCACGUCCUUCGACUGGAGCACACGAGUGUGGCAUAAGGGACCCGAUCCUUGCAGCCCUGGCUGAGCGACCCUGUGCGCCCCCAAUCCCCCCCAGCAUGUCCGAGCCGUCAGUGCCCACCGAAGAGCUGUGCUCCCCCAUAGCGAACGCCGAAAUGUCCAACUCCUCCAGCAUGUCCCUGGCCUCCACUGCGCUCGACUUCAUCCACACUGGAUGUGUGCCGCUUCUGGAACGCACGGCCACAGGCCUAGAUUCGCUGCCGGAGAAGGAGCUGGAAGCCAGUAGCCAGGUAGUGAAAGCAGCAGCAGGACCAGGAUCAGAGGUGGGACCAAUAGCAAGAUCCGACUCGCAUCUUCAAGCAGAAUCGGAGGUACGCCCAGAAGCGGGAUCAGAGGCCAUGCCAAGCGCGGGAUCAGACCCACCUCCAAAAGCCGAAUCCGAGGCAAGAGCUGAAGCAGGGCCCGAGGCAAUUCCAACAGCGGCAUCGCACCCACAUCCAAAUGCUGGAUUAGAGGCACUAGCGAAAGCAGGAUCAAUGCCACAACAAAAAGCAAGAUCAGAGCCACAGCGAAGUGCAGUAUCAGACCCACAUCCAAAAGCCGGAUCUGCGGUAUUACCAAAAGCGGGAGGACCAGAGGCGAAAGCAAGAUCAUUUCCAGAACCAGAUCCAGCACAGGAUUCAGCAAAUGAUACAUCACCUAACGCAGUACCUAAUUCAGCACCCGAAGCAGUACCUCAUAUAGCCACUCUUUUAGCACCUGAUGCAGUACCCGAAUCAGCACCAGAUUCAGCCCCUGACGCAGUACCUAAUGCAGCCCUAGAUUCGGCACCGGAUUCAGCGCCUCAUUCAGCACCAGAUCCGGAAGAAGAUCCGGCACCAGAUCCACCACCAGAUCCUCCAGCAGCGUCCGAACCCCAACGGGAAGCGGGACCAGAAGUCAGAUCGGAGACGCCCAGGGCUAACCCGCAGGGCCCAGCCACAAUCGAGUCGCCACUGAGUAUACUAGAAAUUUCGGUCAGCGCUCAAAUGUCCCCGGACGCGCCCGUCUUCUAUCCAACGGGCACCUGUCUGGCACGCAUCCUGUCCAACGAGGAGGAGACGCUGCCGCGCUUCUCGCCGUCGAGGAGCGCGUUUGAGUUUGGCCUCGAGAACGGCACCGGCCCAUACAUUGGCCCAGGAGGCGACAUUCCCCGAAGCUAUCAGUUCGUGAACCCCGAAAGUGGCGAGCGCAACUGCAACAGCUUCGGCCUGGGCAUGAGGCGCAGCAGUUUCGCUAUCGAUAGUCAGGGGACCGACCAGCAGCAACCGGAUCCCGCCACUCCUUGGACGGCCUACUACUACGGCAGGGGGGGGGCCGCCGAGGAACCCACCUUCUCAAGAGCCAACAGUUGCACCGCCGAAUUCGUCGCGGAGUCAUCUAUGAGCGGAUCCUCCCCAGAGUUUCCGUCCUUUGAGUCCUUCGCCGCGCAGCUGGACGAGAUCGGGUUGUCGCGCGACGAGUUCAUGGCCACGUUGCGCAACCUCUUAAUACGGGCCAACGACCUGAUGGCGCCGCUACUCCGCGGGGCCUUCCAGCACAUGACGCCCAUCCAGAUGGCCGAGUACACGACCGCCAUUCUCGAGACGCCGCCGCUUCAUCCGAGUCUCUUCAUGCCGGCGAACGUGCCUCGUCCGUGGACGGGCAUUACUGGAAUCAACCUGCCCUUCGACCUCCAUCCGCACAGCCUCACGCCCGACGAUCUGGCCCGCAUCCAGGCAAUUCCCAAGGCAGUCGACGCCGCCACCCAGACGGAGUACCGUUGCAUGUGCAUGUUCAUCGCGACGGGGGGUUCUUUGCCAGCGCAAGCUCCAUCAUCGCUACCGCCGACCUACUUUCCAGGACCGUCGCCCAUCAACGGACCGCGGAUGACGGUGCAAGUCGGAGGACAGAGUGGAGCCGGCGGACCGAGGGUUCCGCAGCCGUAUCCACCCAUGUCGGUGCCAGGAUCUUCGCAGAACGCACCACCAGCACCACCGCCCCAACCGCAGUCGUUCGGCUUCUGGGCCAGGCCCGUGGCAGUGCCGAUGCAUCCACACCAGGUCCCGCACCCAACGACGCAUCGCAUGCCCCGACAACCUCAUCCGCACGUCGCCUUUUCCCAUCCACCGCCUCACCCGCAUCCGCUCCCUGGAAUGCAGCAGGUAGUGCAGCCGGGAAUGCAGCAGGGAAUGCAGCCGGGAAUGCAACCGGGAAUGCCGCCUGGUCAUGCGAUGGCGCCGCAGCACAAGAUGGGCGGAGCAAAGCGCUACUCAGAGACGGGUAACUAUCGUGGCUACCGUCCACCGGGUCCCUACAGUCCGCGCAACCAUACGAACCAGGGGCGCUAUGGUGCCAUCGGCAGCGGGCGUCCCACCCAGAACAACGGUCGCAACUUCCCGAACUCUCACUUCCCGAGCUCGAACUUCCACAACUCGAACUUCCACAACUCGAACUACCGUGGACACCCCCUGUACGCGAGGACGGGUGCCAGCCAGCCGAUGGCUUUUGUACCACCUACUCCCGCCGGUAACUCGGUCCAGCCGAUCGACCCGGGCAUGCCGCUAAGGUUCAAUCUGGGCCCGCAGUUUGGCAAUGUGGCCGAUCUACACACCACCACCGUCGCCGCCAGACAGGAAGCUUCGGACUCGUCGCCCACCGAUUCCACCACCACCGAGGACUCUAGUCCCCGAUCGCAGAUCGUGGCCGCCAAUGCGAAUCGCCAGGGCAGCGAGGAGAGCAGCUACGCGGAGGAGGAGGACUCCGACGAAGACGACGACGAGGGGGAGGAAGAGGACGAGGAGGCCGAGGAGGAGGUCACCGAAGAAGACGACGAUGACGAGGAGGAAGAGGAGAGUGAUGAGCAGAACGCCGAUGGCCGAGCCACGGAAGGGAGCCGAGCUGCUGGGGAAUGGAACGGCAUGGCGCGCCAGCCGCCUAGGCCGUCGUCCUCUCCCGAUCCCCGGUCCUACUGCUUCGGCGAGGUGGAGUUCAUGAACUACGUUAACACGCCCAUACUGCCCGGUUCGGGCCAGCCGAGUUUUGGGGCCUCCUAUAUGGAGCACGGCUCACCGCAAACCCCGCGGCCCAAUGUGCCCUGCGCCCAGGUUUCGCCCCACGUCACGCCUAGCCACUUCCCAGGCUAUCGCGCUGCUCGGGACCAGCCAUCGCAGCCAAGCCAGGCUUUGCCUCCAUUGCCUAAAAUGCCCCCGAUGCCCCCGAUACCUCCGAUGCCUCCCGUGGCUCAGAUGCCAGGCAGCAGCUUCGUGUCCAAUGCAGUCCCAGGUGGCGUCCCGAUGGGAGAUGCCCAGUUCAAGGAACCCUCGACGUCGCAGGAGCAGUUUAACAACCAAUUCAACCCAGGCGGACCAGCCUUGUUUGGCCAACAGCGACCAAAUCCCGACUACAAUGCAGCUUUGAUGAAUCAGGAGUCGGGCCCCAGUGGCAUCUACAUUAGACCCCCGGGCCCCCAGCCCCAGGCCAUGUUUCCAAUGCGGCAGGAGCGGCCCAUGGCCCCGAUCCUAUUCGAGGUGGGCGGCAAUCGCAGCCACAGCUCGGGCUCGCCAAUGGUGAUGCAGAACGUCACUGGCAACAUGGGUCUAAUGAAUACCCACGGACACGGACACGGACAAGGACAUGGACGAGGCAGAGGUUCCAGUCGCGGGCCCCAUGGCCCCAAUCUGUAUGGUCAGAUGAACCACCAGCCCCAUCAGAACCACCAAACCCUCCAGUCCAACCACAACGUGUCUUUUAACGGCAACAUGGGCCAGAACAUGUCUUCGCAUAUGCGCGGAGGUCCGGUGAACCACAUGAACCAGGUCAACCACAUGGGCCCAACGGGCAGGGGCAUGAACAUGGCCGUCGGGCUGCUGCCCGUGCCGGUGCAGAUGCUCAGUCCAAGCCGGAUGGCGCAGCCAAACAUGCAGCAGAGUAUGCAGCAUCCCAACAUGCAACAGGGAAUGCACCAGGGAAUGCCACAAGGAAUGCCACAAGGAAUGCCACAAGGAAUGCCGCAAGGAAUGCCACAAGGAAUACCACAAGGAAUGCCACAAGGAAUGCCACAAGGAAUGGCUCAGGCAAUGACACAAGGAAUGCCACAACCCAUGACACAAGGAUGGCAACAGGGAAUACCUCAAGGAUUGCCCCAAGGAUUGGCCCAAGGAUUGCCUCAAGGAUUGCCCCAAGGAUUUCCACAGGGUAUCCCCCAAGGACUGCCUCAGGUAAUUCCCCAGGGAUUGCCCCAGGGUAUCUCGCAGCCUAAUAUGCAACAGGGAACACCAAUGAACCUCCCGCCCCACAACCGCAUGAGUCCUCGCCACAAUCCCAACGCGAUGCCCAACUACCAUUCCAAUAGCCACAACCCGGUAAUGACCAAGGUGCAGUCGAUGCACGGAGCAGCUGGACGAGCCAAUGGUGUCAAUGGCGAAAACAAUCAACAAAUGAGUGCUGCUCCAGCUCCUGUCCCCACCACCGUUCCCGGGUCCGGCCCCAACCCAAGUCCCGGUCCUCUACAGAAUUUAGCAACCAACAUGGCGAACAUGCCGCAGCCGACCACUCCAAGUAACCCCGGAUCGGGGGUGUCGUCACCAGCCACUCCAAGGCCCAUUCACCCACCCGGAACCCCUGCUCCGGAAGGGACUUUCCCCCAGCCGAAGAUCACCCAGCCAUCCUACGCCUCCCUGUUGCAGUAAAAGAUUUAACCAAUUCGGCUACCUCAUUCGUCUUCCGACCACAAUUUUUAAAUUGAAUGUAACCUGCAUCUUGGCCAAAUAACAUCAGAUCGAGUGUCAUCACUCGGUCAGUCGGAGACCCAAUCAUCCGACCCUGCUCUGGAAAAGAAGACGACCCUACCAACUAACCGAAGAUGACCCUACGUUGAUUUGAUUAAUACUACCUUUUUCGUCUUCCGGAAACUACUUUUCACUUCCCAUGUAACCUACGUGUUUUUAUUUUUGGGUCAAAUAAACAACGCACACUUCA